Messenger RNA from Myotis lucifugus (little brown bat), 1191 nucleotides. RefSeq names its product cathepsin E (gene CTSE). NCBI's taxonomy places the organism in Eukaryota, Metazoa, Chordata, Mammalia, Chiroptera, Vespertilionidae. The record is from RefSeq and is a predicted model, not a curated record. Gene Ontology annotation, biological process: proteolysis. The transcript is spliced from 9 exons. Gene Ontology annotation, cellular component: endosome. The coding region runs from base 1 to 1191 and encodes 396 amino acids. Gene Ontology annotation, molecular function: aspartic-type endopeptidase activity.
AUGAAAACGCUUCUGCUUUUGCUGCUGGUGCUCCCGGACCUGGUGUGGGCCUCAGGCUCCCUGCACAGGGUGCCCCUCAGGAGGGGUCAGUCCCUCCGAAAGAAGCUGCGAGCCCGGGGCCAGCUCUCCGAGUUCUGGAAAUCCCAGCAUCUGGACAUGAUCCAGUUCACCGAGUCCUGCACGAUGGACCAGAGUGUCAACGAGCCCCUCGUCAACUACUUGGAUAUGGAAUACUUUGGCACCAUCUCCAUUGGCUCCCCACCGCAGAACUUCACCGUCAUCUUUGAUACCGGCUCCUCCAACCUCUGGGUCCCCUCCGUGUACUGCACCAGCCCGGCCUGCAAGACACACCCCAGGUUCAGCCCUUCCCGGUCCAGCACGUACAGUGCCGCAGGGAGCCACUUCUUCAUUCAGUACGGGACGGGGAGCUUGUCCGGAGUCAUCGGAGCCGACCAGGUCUCCGUGGAGGGGCUGACUGUGGUCGGCCAGCAGUUUGGAGAGAGUGUCACAGAGCCUGGCCAGACCUUUGUGGACGCAGAGUUCGAUGGCAUCCUGGGCCUGGGAUACCCCUCCUUGGCUGUUGGAGGGGUGACUCCAGUGUUCGACAACAUGAUGGCCCAGAACCUGGUGGACGUACCCAUGUUUUCUGUCUACAUGAGCAGUGACCCAGAAGGCGGUGCAGGGAGCGAGCUGAUUUUCGGAGGCUAUGACCACUCCCAUUUCUCUGGGAGUCUGAACUGGGUCCCGGUCACCAAGCAAGGCUACUGGCAGAUAGCACUGGACACAAUCCAGGUGGGGGGCGCCGUGAUGUUCUGCUCAGAAGGCUGCCAGGCCAUUGUGGACACAGGGACCUCGCUCAUCACAGGCCCCCCGGCUGAGAUCAAGCAGCUGCAGAAGGCGAUAGGGGCAGAGCCCGUGGAUGGAGAAUAUGCCGUGGAGUGUGACAAUCUCAAUGUCAUGCCGGAUGUCACCUUCACCAUCAAUGGAGUCCCCUACACUCUUCAACCAACUGCCUACACCCUGCUGGACUUCGUAGAUGGAAUGGAGUUCUGCUCCAGUGGCUUUCAAGGCCUUGACAUCCAGCCUCCAGCCGGGCCCCUCUGGAUCCUGGGCGACGUCUUCAUUAGACAGUUUUACUCUGUCUUUGACCGAGGUGAUAACCGUGUGGGGCUGGCCCCAGCCGUCCCCUAA